This is a messenger RNA of Drosophila subpulchrella, 936 nucleotides long. RefSeq names its product protein late bloomer. Gene Ontology annotation, cellular component: membrane. The transcript is spliced from 5 exons. NCBI's taxonomy places the organism in Eukaryota, Metazoa, Arthropoda, Insecta, Diptera, Drosophilidae. The coding region runs from base 53 to 712 and encodes 219 amino acids. The record is from RefSeq and is a predicted model, not a curated record.
CCGAUAGCGAGCGUGGGCAAAACUAACAACCUAGACCUAGUAAAAUAGCAAUAUGAGUUGCGGCACCAAGACACUGAAGGUGUCCUCCUUCGUUUUGGACUUUCUGUGCUGUGUGUUGGCGGCCCUGACCAUCUCGGCAUGUUCCUAUGCCCUGAUAACUUUUAGCCACAGCAUGGCCAUCCGAGUGCCCUGCAUUUUAGGUAUAGUCCUGGGAGCUCUACUCUUUUUUAGUACGAUCUUUGGUUGUAUUGCCGCUCUGAGAGAGAACAUCCGCAUGACAUGGAUCUAUGCUGUGGUUAUGCUAGCCCUGAUUUUCGGACAGAUCACUGUGAUCUUCGCCCAACCCAUAAACUUUGAACUGCUGGCCAACGAGACGAUAUACGACGCCUGGCAGGGACAGCUUUAUCAUCGAGGCAGUAUGUCUUACUAUGAGAUCAAGUAUCACUGCUGUGGACAGACAGGUCCCACAGACUAUCCGGAUAGUGGUCUUCGAGUUCCGCAGAGCUGCUACUUCAACCAGAACGCGACUGUGGCAACGGAUCUCUAUACCAUUGGCUGUGAUCAAAAUCUGGCGAAAGCCUUCAUCAAGGGAACCCGUUGGGAAAGGAUCAGUGACUGGUCUGUUGUGGGUGUGGAGAUACUCACCGUUAUUAUCGCCGGUCUUCUGGCCAUAACCUUACAGAAUGCGCAGCGUCGUCGUCUUUAUCGAUAGAAUCCGGUCUUUAAAACAUCUGCCAACAGUAUUAAAAGCUGUGCGAAUAUUCAUAGUAAAAGUGUUCCUAAAUCUGUAAAUAGUGAAAAUCGCUUUGGGUUCGUUAAUGCUUUUAGGGUCACCAAAAGAUUACUCCUGUAGAACAAUUUAAUUUCUGUAUUUAAAAAAUUUAAAAAAAAAAACGAAAUUAUUAUCAUUUAAUAUAUGGACACACCCUUCUCAAA